Octodon degus (degu) is the source of this 1433-nucleotide messenger RNA. It is a transcript of the gene Pon1, whose product is annotated as paraoxonase 1. The record is from RefSeq and is a predicted model, not a curated record. Bases 126 to 1238 code for a protein of 370 amino acids. The transcript has 9 exons. Gene Ontology annotation, cellular component: extracellular region. NCBI's taxonomy places the organism in Eukaryota, Metazoa, Chordata, Mammalia, Rodentia, Octodontidae. Gene Ontology annotation, molecular function: aryldialkylphosphatase activity; arylesterase activity.
GUCAGGUCCGAGCCGUCGGUCGCGCCGCCGCCGCCGCCGCCCGUUGCGCUCCUGGCCCUCGCGCGCCGCGCCCUCGGUUCCUGCAGCGCCCUCGGUGCCCGCGGUGCUCCCGGCGCCCCAGCGCCAUGGCGAAGCUGCUGCUGCUCACCCUCGUGGGGCUGGCGCUGGCCCUCCUCAGGGACUACCGCUCUUCCUACCAAAAACGACUUAAUGCUUUCCGUGAAGUGACACCAGUGGAACUUCCUAACUGUAAUUUUAUUAAGGGAGUAGACUCUGGUGCUGAGGACUUGGAGAUACUACCCAAUGGACUGGCUUUCAUUAGCUCUGGAUUAAAAUAUCCUGGACUGAAGAGUUUUGACCCUGAUAAUCCAGGAAAAAUACUCCUGAUGGACCUGAAGGAAGAUAAUCCAGCAGUGUUAGAACUGAAUAUCAUAGGAAGUAAACUGGAUUUACCAUCCUUUAAUCCUCAUGGGAUUAGCACUUUCACAAAUGAAGAUAAUACUGUGUACCUGCUGGUGGUAAACCAUCCAGAUUCCAAGUCUACAGUGGAACUGUUUAAAUAUCAAGAAGAGGAAAAAUCACUUUUGCACCUGAAAACCAUUAAACACAAACUUCUGCCGAGUGUGAAUGAUAUUGUUGCUGUAGGACCAGAACACUUUUAUGCCACAAAUGAUCACUAUUUUGCUGACCCAUAUUUCCGAUCCUGGGAGAUGUACUUGGGUUUAGCAUGGUCGUAUGUUGUCUACUAUAGUCCAGAGGAUGUUCGAGUGGUGGCAGAAGGAUUUGAUUUUGCAAAUGGAAUCAGCAUCUCACCUGAUGGCAAGUAUGUCUAUAUAGCUGAGUUGCUGGCUCAUAAGAUUCAUGUGUAUGAAAAGCAUGCUAAUUGGACUUUAACUCCCUUGAAGUCGCUCGACUUUGACACGCUGGUGGAUAACAUAUCUGUGGACCCUGUGACAGGGGACCUUUGGGUUGGGUGCCAUCCCAAUGGCGUGAAGAUCUUCGUCUAUGACUCUGAGAAUCCCCCGGCAUCAGAGGUGAUUCGAAUUCAGAACAUCCUAACAGAAGAGCCCACUGUGACGGUGGUUUAUGCAGAAAACGGGACAAUGCUGCAAGGCAGCACGGUGGCCUCCGUGUACCAAGGGAAGCUGCUCAUCGGCACUGUGUUCCACAAGGCUCUGUACUGUGAGCUUGGGCAGCCCGGGGAGCGGCCACCGGCUGCAAGUGGGAGCGCACACUAGCCACUGGCCCCGUAGGUGGCCACCGUGAUCCUGGCAGAGUGAGAACGGGGCACUAAGUGUGGGAGUCACAAGACAGGGAAGCGCUGUGUAAGCGGAGCUGAUAGGCGGGUGCAUGGUCAGAUUCUCUGGGAAUACUCGAAAACCUCAUUUGCCAAUAAAACAUCCCUCCAUUAAAAUGGUUCAAUUAAUUGUAUC